Molecule: messenger RNA, 1544 nt
Organism: Equus quagga
Lineage: Eukaryota; Metazoa; Chordata; Mammalia; Perissodactyla; Equidae
Gene: TRA2B
Product: transformer 2 beta homolog
Exons: 9
Coding region: 268-1134 (288 amino acids)
Biological process (GO): positive regulation of mRNA splicing, via spliceosome
Cellular component (GO): spliceosomal complex
Molecular function (GO): RNA binding
Source: RefSeq, a predicted model, not a curated record
GCGCCACUGCUGGAAAGGGAAAGGCGAGCGCGGAGGGGCGGAGCCAAGAAAGCGCGCGUUCUGGGAGGGGGAGGAGCCGGGUUAAGGAGCGCCGCGUCACGUCCGGCAGACUCAGAGCCCGUGCGGAGGCGGUGCGGAGCGCUUCGGCUCUCGGCGGCUCGGGACUCAGUUCGUUCUGCGAGGCUGCGGCGGAGCCUCUAUAUAGAAGGCGCGGGAGGUUGGCAGCUUCGGUUGAAGCCCAUCGAGCGGCGACAGCAGCUGGGAGUCAUGAGCGACAGCGGCGAGCAGAACUACGGCGAGCGGGAAUCCCGUUCUGCUUCCAGAAGUGGAAGUGCUCAUGGAUCUGGGAAAUCUGCAAGGCAUACCCCUGCAAGGUCUCGCUCCAAGGAAGAUUCCAGGCGUUCCAGAUCAAAGUCCAGGUCCAGAUCUGAAUCUAGGUCUAGAUCCAGAAGAAGUUCUCGGAGGCAUUACACAAGGUCACGAUCUCGAUCCCGCUCUCAUAGACGAUCCCGUAGCAGAUCCUACAGUCGAGAUUAUCGAAGACGGCAUAGCCACAGUCAUUCUCCCAUGUCUACUCGAAGGCGUCAUGUCGGGAAUCGGGCAAAUCCUGAUCCCAACUGUUGUCUUGGAGUAUUUGGAUUGAGCUUGUACACUACAGAAAGAGAUCUAAGAGAAGUGUUCUCUAAAUAUGGCCCGAUUGCUGAUGUGUCUAUUGUAUAUGACCAGCAGUCUAGACGUUCAAGAGGAUUUGCCUUUGUAUAUUUUGAAAAUGUAGAUGAUGCCAAGGAAGCAAAAGAGCGUGCCAAUGGAAUGGAGCUUGAUGGACGUAGGAUCAGAGUUGAUUUCUCUAUAACAAAAAGACCACAUACCCCUACACCAGGAAUUUACAUGGGGAGACCUACCUAUGGCAGCUCACGCCGUCGGGAUUACUACGACAGAGGAUAUGAUCGAGGCUAUGAUGAUCGGGACUAUUAUAGCAGAUCAUACAGAGGAGGUGGUGGGGGAGGAGGAGGAUGGAGAGCUGCUCAAGACAGAGAUCAAAUUUACAGAAGGCGGUCACCUUCUCCUUACUAUAGUCGUGGAGGAUACAGAUCACGUUCCAGAUCUCGAUCAUACUCGCCUCGUCGCUAUUAAAGCAUGAAGUGGAAGACUUUCUGAAACUUGCCCUAGAGUUGGGAUAUUGUUUGUGGACAAUAUUUUUUAUUGUCUCCUGUUUAAAAAGUGAACAGUGCCUAGUGAAGUUAGGUGACUUUUACACCUUUUAUGAUGACUACUUUUGGUGGAGUUGAAAUGCUGUUUUCAUUCUGCAUUUGUGUAGUUCGGUGCUUUGUUCAAAGUUAAGUGUUUUCAGAAAAGUAUGUUUUGCAUGUAUUUUUUUACAGUCUAAAUUUUGACUGCUGAGAAGUUUCUAUUGUACAAAACUUCAUUUAAAAGGUUUUUCUACUGAAUCCAGGGUAUUCUGAAGAUCGAAGCCUGUGUGUAAAAUGCUACCAAAUGGCAAAAAGCAACAAUAAAGUUUGAUUUUUACUUUUCUUUCUAACAUA